CAAAAUUUUCUUUUUCUUCCUUGCUGAUACCUGCGCUUGCAUUUUGUGAUUCUCUUUCUUUUUUCCUUCAGCCCGCACUCCUUUUCCCCCCUACACUUUUACCUUACACCGUGUCCCCUUUCCUCGGGCGAGAGGAUAGCGGGAGUAAUUCUUACAAGUGGAGCAGGCAGUAGUUUCGGACGCUACAGAAAGCAAUCGGAAGGGCUGUGCUCUCAGCGUACAGAAGCACAUUAUCUACAACGAUUUAUUGCAACUGACUAAGCAUGACGCUGUUUGUUGCCCACGUUAACGAGCAGGCCACUGAGGACGACCUGCGUAAGCUAUUUGAGCCGUUCGGAACUAUCACCGAUAUCGACAAGAAGCGCACGUACGCCUUUAUUGACUAUGCCGACAUCGAGAGCACCGACUCCGCUAUAAAGGCGCUUCACAAUAUGGAGUUCAUGGGCUCUAAGCUGCGCGUUGAAGUCUCAAACAAGACUCGGGGAGAUGACGGGCCCUCGCUGGGCGAUCUGCAAGAGCAAUGCUACCAUUGCAAGGAAAUCGGACACAUAGCAAAGAACUGCCCGUAAGUGAAUAUGCCAGCUGCAACCUUAUUGCUUAUUUUGCCAAUGCCCAUCCCAGCUCCCACGUUCUUGCCUAUUGCAUUCGAAACCCCUCCUAAUUUUGGAUGCAUUCCCUCCCUCAUCCACCUCUCCUCGCCAAUAGUCAGCUGCAUCAGCAAUCAUCCUCGCAGCAGCUGCAGCAGCAAAAACCGAGAC
Messenger RNA from Linderina pennispora, 758 nucleotides. RefSeq lists its product as uncharacterized. Gene Ontology annotation, molecular function: RNA binding; zinc ion binding. Bases 264 to 569 code for a protein of 101 amino acids. Lineage: Eukaryota; Fungi; Kickxellomycota; Kickxellomycetes; Kickxellales; Kickxellaceae. The record is from RefSeq and is a predicted model, not a curated record. The transcript has 2 exons.